AUGGCGUCUAUUAGAAGAACUUUGUCUCCAGUGCCUCGAGCAGGAACUGCACUAAAUGGGGAAGCUUGUUCAGUUGCUUCUCCAUUGUCCAGGUCCUCAUUUACUCACAACAACUACCCAACAUCCAAUGGAUUGUUAUCGUCUCUGUCCGCUUCAUUGGACCCUUUUGUUCUCAGUAUCUUUUCUCCAAGGUCUUCUAGGCCCCUUGAGAAGUCAAAACCAAAGGGCCAUAUUUGGAGGAGGGCACUUUCCCAUUUCUUCAUUUGUUUCAUUGUUGGGCUAUUCAUUGGGCUUACACCCUUUGCCUCAAUGAAUUUCUCCAUGAAUCUCAUGUCGAAGCAUCAAGACUUCUCCUUUGACAUGAUAUCUUCAGUUGGGUUUCAGUUGCAUGAUAGUGUACACAGAAAUGUCACACCAUUCGACAGUGUGAAAAUGAAGAAGAAUGUUACGACAGAGUUGCAAGUCAAGGAGUGGGAGGCAAAAGAUGGCAUUCUAAAGAAAGCUGUAGAUAACCGGUUACUUAUCCAAGAAUCAGAUUUGGAGUUCCGAAAGCUUUUGAUAAUCGUGACCCCAACAUAUGCUCAGCCAUUUCAAGCCUAUAAUCUGAAUCAUUUGGCACACACGCUAAAAUUAAUCUCACCUCCAUUGUUAUGGAUUGUUGUGGAGAUGACCUCCCAAUCUGCAGAAACAGCUGACAUCUUGAAGAGAACUGGGAUUAUGUACAGGCAUCUUGUUUGCAAUAAGAAUCUUACUGAUGUAAGAGACAGAAGUGUUCAUCAAAGAAAUGUUGCACUUUCUCACAUUGAAACUCACCGCCUUGAUGGAAUCGUCUACUUUGCAGAUGAGGAUAAUGUCUACUCAACUGAUCUUUUCGAGCAAAUGAGGCAGAUCAGGCGGUUUGGGACCUGGACAGUGGCCAAACUAAUGAGUGGCAAAAUGAAACCUAUUAUUGAGGGCCCAGUUUGUAAUGGAACUCAGGUCAUAGGAUGGCAUGUAAAUGAAUCAAGUAGAAGAUUUCAGAGAUUUCAUGCUAAAAUAUCAGGAUUUGCCUUCAAUAGUUCGAUACUCUGGGACCCCAAAGGGUGGCAUCGACCAACCCUUGAACCUAUUAGGCAGCUUGACACAGGGAAUGAUGAUUUCAAGGCGAGUACAUUUAUUGAACAAGUUGUCGAAGAUGAAAGUCAAAUGGAAGGUUACUGCAUGAUUGCUCAACAAUCAUGGUUUGGCACCAUCACCGUGAAUCAUCUAAUGCCUUCUAUCCUCACAAAUGGAUCAUGA
Molecule: messenger RNA, 1278 nt
Organism: Prunus armeniaca (apricot)
Lineage: Eukaryota; Viridiplantae; Streptophyta; Magnoliopsida; Rosales; Rosaceae
Source: the annotation of a GenBank genome assembly